Messenger RNA from Entamoeba histolytica HM-1:IMSS, 1179 nucleotides. RefSeq lists its product as uncharacterized. The record is from RefSeq and is a predicted model, not a curated record. The coding region runs from base 1 to 1179 and encodes 392 amino acids. Lineage: Eukaryota; Evosea; Mastigamoebida; Endamoebidae. The transcript has a single exon.
AUGUUUAUAUUUCUAUUGAUUAUUGUAAUUACUAAUGCAACAGAAAGUAUUAACAAUCAAGAAGAAAGAACUAAAGAAAUAAUACACACACAAAUACAAUCAAAACAACACAAAAGAAUGUUUAAUCUACAUAAAGUACAAUUAAAAGGUGAAGUAACAAAAGAACCAGAAGAAACACCAACAGGUGUAAAGGAUGUGUCAUCACAAACGAUAAAUACUGGAACAGGAGGAAUAACCACAUCAACAAAUCCAUCAGGGCAAGCUACAGACACAACAAACUCAAAAAGUAAAACAGAUAAAAAUACAGAAGAAAAUACACCAUCACCAAAUGAACAAAACACAAAAGGUGCAACAGGACAAGAGAAAAAUCCAGUGUCACAACCUCAAGCUGAACAAAAACCAGUAACACCAAAUACGACAGGAGAGAAAGGACAAGAACAUGAUUCAACAACAGGACAAGGAGCAGAAAGUGGAGCAAGUAAUACAGGAAAAGAGACAAAUAAACCCAAUUCAAAUGGAGAAGAUAAUACAGGUAAAACAAAAUCACCAAGUGAAACAAAGCAAAAAACAGAGUCAACAACUGGAGAAGGAAUAGAUGAAACAAGUAACACAGAUGGACAAAAUCCAAAAGCAUCAACAAGCACCACUGAAGGAGGAGACAAAAAUGAAGCAACUCAUGGUAACAAUGAACAAGAAACAGGAACAAGUGGAGCUGGAGGAGAAGAAGGACAAAAGCAAGAUGAACAACAUGACAAAGGAACGAAUGACUCAACUAAUGAACAAGGAAAAGAGCAAAACAAUAAAGGUGCAACAACAGAUGGAAAUGGUGAACCAGCAACAAACAAUAAUAACAAAGGAGAAGAAGGAAAAAAAGAAGAAAAAGUAAAACCAAAAAAUGAAACAACCCCAGAUGAAAAAGAUACAAAAACAAAGAAUGACAAAGAUGAAAAGAAUAAUAGUGAAACAGGAACUUCAGAUAAUACAAAGAAUAAAUCAAAUGAAAAACAACAAACAACUUCAAAUGAUAAACAAAAUAAUACCACAAAUACUAAUUCUGAAAAUAAAACGAAUGAAAAAUCAAAUAAUAACCAUGAUGAACAAAAUGAACAACAUAAUAUUGAUAAUGCUUCAAGUAUUUUCAUUCUUCUAUCUACAUUCACUCUAACUUUGUUAUUUUAA